Molecule: messenger RNA, 755 nt
Organism: Brachypodium distachyon (stiff brome)
Lineage: Eukaryota; Viridiplantae; Streptophyta; Magnoliopsida; Poales; Poaceae
Product: anther-specific protein RTS-like
Exons: 1
Coding region: 202-519 (105 amino acids)
Source: RefSeq, a predicted model, not a curated record
UUGCCUGACGCUACAAAUAUCCGCACGUAUAUACAAACCCAACCCAACACAAGCUCCCCUCUCCACAACGGCACAAACACCACAACUAUACACUCACACUCCCUAGCAAAGCACAUCCAUUCGCUCCCACGCACUGCAGUGGCAGGCGUUGUCAACGUUAAAGCUGCCGCGGCGGCGGUGCUCCUGCUGGCGCUGGUAACGAUGGCUGCUGCCACCACCACUGUCGACGUCGUAGAAGCGAAGGCUGCAGGGAACCUGAUGGCUGCGCCGGAGCUGGCCGGGGGCCGCCGGGCCCGGGGCGGGGCGCGGCGGGCUCGCCCGGCUGGGCUGACGCAGUGCGUGGCCGAUUGCGGCAAUGCUGCGACGUCGUGCCUCCUCGACUGCUACAAGAGUAGCACCAUGCCGUCCGCCGUCCGCAUCGACGAUGAGCGGAAACUGCUGCCCGUCUGCCUCCUCGACUGCACCAACGCCGGCAUGUUCCGCUCCUCCGACUGCUCCAGCCAGAAUAAUCUCAACUGAUGAACCCGACCAAUUGAUCGAUCGAUUAUUACUAUUCGAACGGAACACAUGAACUAUAUAUAACAGCGACGGCAUGGCAUUCAUGAUAUAUAUGCAAAUCACCCAACGUACGAAUUAGGGACGGACACACAUAAUCUAGUUCUCCGCCUACGUAGUAUGGUCACUCGCAUUUCAUUCUAAUUCGAUGUUUGUACGCAUGGUGAUCAGUCAUGAAAUAUAUACGUACUCCAUUUAUA